Molecule: messenger RNA, 2173 nt
Organism: Sodiomyces alkalinus F11
Lineage: Eukaryota; Fungi; Ascomycota; Sordariomycetes; Glomerellales; Plectosphaerellaceae
Exons: 2
Coding region: 102-2129 (675 amino acids)
Biological process (GO): regulation of DNA-templated transcription
Cellular component (GO): Rpd3L complex; nucleus; Rpd3L-Expanded complex
Source: RefSeq, a predicted model, not a curated record
UCAUUUCAACCAACCGCAAUCUUUCACAUCCGCUCUCGUCCUCUUUUCCCCUCUGCGACCCGACAUACAUUCAAAAUCAUCGCCGUCUCCCGCCUUUCAGUAUGAAAUCUGCGAAACCCCCUCCCAUGGACGGCUCAUCCGGCCGCAGGGCGCAACCCGUUCGACAGACGAGGACAAAUCCGCCGCGUGUCUCUAACUUUCGAGGAACCGUCAACGGACGCGAACCACUUGCCAGCGGGCCGGCCCCCGACCACCCCAUCGAGAUCUUCCCGGCUAUAACACACUUCGCCGAUGCGAUAACCGCCUUACCCAAAGAGCUCGUCCGACAUUUCACCCUGCUCAAGGAGGUCGAUGCCAAAAUCUUCGUCCCCGAGGAGGAUCUCUUCCAACUCGUCGACGCUGCUAUGAACGCGCCUCCUGCGCAGCAACAACCGCCCAACGAAAUGUUCUCCCUCGGCGCCCCUGCGUCGGUGCCAAUGAGCGCGCAGAAUAGCUCGAGCAGCGCCGGUCCCAGUAGCCUUACACACGCAGGGCAGUCUACAAGGGGCUCUCAGGCUCCCUCCGCUUCCGACCCCCAUCACGACGUUCGACGGCAAUUCUAUCAGCAAACCGCAUACAAGAUCCAAGAGAUGCUCGGGUCACUGGAAGAGAAGAACCACGUAAUCUCGAGUGCCAACGACGCUCUCCAAAAACAACUCGCUCGCAUUGACGAAGUCUGGCCCUACGUCGAGAACGAGUUCAGCGAGGAGGCGAAGUGGGGUAGUACAACGCACUGGGCGUAUCCCGAGAACAGGGUUGGAAGCAAAGCUGCCCAGGCCGAACGGACAAGGCGUGAAGGUGCUGCUGCCAUCUCUGCCGCUGCCCAAGUAUUGGCCGAAGAGGCCGCUGCACGGACCGACGCGAAGAAGCAUGCAACACACGCGAAGCGAAGCCACAAAACACCACAUCAAGAGUCGGAUUUCGACGAUCACAAAGCAGACUCCAGCAAGAAGGGCUCGAAUAAGGUGCGGAGGGCCGUCGAAGCCCCCAGCAGCGUGGGAUUAGGCAUCACGACCAACGGCACAAGCAAUGGCAACCCUCCACAGCCUAAGCGGCGCAAGGUGGAAAAACCGGCCCCCGACAAUGCACCCCCCGAGCGAGCCAUGGCCAGCGUCUUCGGAAACGACGCGUCCAAGGCAAAGACAUCCAGUCCUAGCGCAACCCCAGUCCCAGAAGUACCCAAGAAAAGAAAGGCGCUGCCCAGCGGCAGCGGUCAGUCGAAGAAGAGGAACGGCGCCGGCGCCCAAUCCCCUUCCCUCGCAUCGUCUCCUGUCAUUGGCGUGUUGCCCGACCCCAAGUUGCCUCGCGGUUCGCCUGCUCCUCCUGUGAAACCAGCAACAGCCUCUCGAGCGAGGCAAAACUCCCUUCAGUCGGCGGCGGACAACUCCAAACUCAGACCGUCUUCGUCUGCUUCCAAUAAGCCCAACGGCGCCGUGCCGGGUACACCAGACCUAGCGGGUCCGACAAGCGCAGCGAGCGCAGAGCAGAAGGCGAACAAGGAUCCACCUGCGCCGACUAAGCCGGAGCCGGCAGGGAAGGAACCUGAGCCGGCCGAAGCGGGCACCGCAGUGCACUCGGCGCCGAACAAGAAAGAAGCGCCGAAGCCCGAGGACGGAGAGCGCAAGAGUGAGCCGGCGGCCCCGCCUGCCAGCGCUCCGACCGUGAUCAAGAGCGGGCGAGCCAGCAAACUAUCCACCCCGGCGCUGGCCACCUUCCAGGAGGCUGCGGCGGCACGGUCGAGAGCGGCCCGCAACUUGGAGAACAAGGACGCGAACAAGAAGAAGAAGACCGCGACGACGUCGUCCACAAACACAAACUCGAACUCAAACCAACCCCCAGCGGGCAAGACGGGGGACGAGGCCACAACGGGCAGCGUGCAGGGAGAUGACGAGGAAGCGGAAAUCGACGCGGAUGAACCGCUAUACUGCUAUUGCAAUAGCGUUAGCUACGGCGAAAUGGUGGCAUGCGACGCGGACGAUUGUGAGCGCGAAUGGUUUCAUCUCGAGUGCGUGGGGCUCAAAGUUGCACCCAAAGGAAAUGGUGAGUUCCCUUUUUUCUUUUCUUUUCUUCCCUGGUUUUUUGUUCCCUAGAUUUCCACGAGACAUGAAAGGCGAGGGUUUCGGCUAAUACAAUA